Molecule: messenger RNA, 1318 nt
Organism: Carassius carassius (crucian carp)
Lineage: Eukaryota; Metazoa; Chordata; Actinopteri; Cypriniformes; Cyprinidae
Exons: 2
Coding region: 346-1008 (220 amino acids)
Molecular function (GO): protein dimerization activity
Source: RefSeq, a predicted model, not a curated record
AAAUUUUGCAGUUUACUCCAUUCUACUUGUAGACUGAAGGAAGCAUUUGAGGUGGAGUAUGGAGCAAGCCGAAGCAUCCCCUCAGCUGUGUCCAAACGAUGAAACACAACUCUUCGCCUUGUGGAGGCAGUCACUGACCUGGAUCACCAACGCCUAAACUCUCUCCUGGAAGCCCAAGGACAUAAAGGUCUGUGCUUAUCAGCCAGAGAAUGGAGUCAGCUCAAAGAGCUUGUGGACAUUUUAGCCCCAUUUCUGCAAGCAACAGACCUUACACAAGGAGAGAAGGUGGUGACUGUCAGUGCGGCUCUACCUUGUGUACUCUCACUCAACAGCCACCUCAUCCAUAUGCUGAAUGCAUCUCGUCACCUGGUUGGCUUAGUGAAAGCACUGCAGAUGUCACUCCAACGCCGUUUCCAGGGGAUGUUUGCAAAUGUCAGAAUGGAUGAAACAGCACAACCCUCCAUAGAGCUUCCAUUUGGAAAUAUGGUCUACAUGUUGUCUGCACUACUAGACCCAUCAUUCUGCCUCUUUUGGCUAGAACAAGAUGUCCUCACACCAGAUGAAGUCAAGAGUGAGGUGAAGGAGAUGAUGAUAGACCUUUUCUUGGUUGAGGCUCAGAAAGUCACCAUACCUGAGGGCAGCAGUGGAGAAGAUGAGGAGGAGCCACCAGUACCUGCUAAAACUCCACGUCUUUUCUCUGGCUACUGCAAGAAGAGUACCAAAAAAAAUGCAGACCAUCACACAUCCUGCAAAGAUGAGGUCAUUCGCUACAUCCAGGUGGGCUCUGAAGAAGAAGUUGACUGUAUGGAUUUCUGGCAAAAGCAUGCAAAGGUCUUCCCAAUGCUUUAUCUUGUGUCUAUGAAACUGCUUGCAGUUCCAGCCACAUGUGCACCAGUGGAAAGGGUAUUUAGUCAUGGAGGCCUUAUAAUGCGCCCUCACCGAGCCAGACUUAGUGCAAAGACACUGUCAAGCGUGAUCUUUUUGAAAUGUAACCAUUCUGUUGCUUAAGACUUUUCUAGUUCUUAGGCCACUGAAGGACACCUAGAAGCCAGAAAUGUUUUUGUGGCCCGGUUAACCAGUCUAAUCUCAUCCUUUGGAUUUUUUUUAUUUUAUUAUUUCUAAACAUUUUGUUCUGAACAAGUUACAGGCCAUAAGUUGGUCAGUUGCUUCACAUUCACUCUAAAAAUGUUGAGCGUUUGAAUGUUGUGCUAUCCAGCCACUAAGUAAAUAACAAAUAAUUGAGGAUUCUCUAUCAUAAGGAAGUGUACAGUGCGUGCAGAAUUAUUAGGCACGUUGAUUUUCUGAUUAUUUUUUAUUC